AAUAAAUUUCAGUUCAGCAUUAACAGCAGAGGAAUAUAUAUCAAUUGAUGAAAUGUCAACUGAAGAGGGAAUUCUUAGUUCUUUUGAGCAAAUUGAAGAGGAAGAUGCUAUACAACUAUUUCUAAUGUUUCAAAAUGAAGCUGUAAAGCUUUUAUAA
Entrophospora candida is the source of this 157-nucleotide messenger RNA. The record is from the annotation of a GenBank genome assembly. Lineage: Eukaryota; Fungi; Glomeromycota; Glomeromycetes; Entrophosporales; Entrophosporaceae.